UAAUGUCAUUAUAUUGUUAAGUGUGUAACACAUAUCCUCUCCUUAUAUUAGUUGUAAUCAGCUCUAAUUGCAUUAUUGUGAUAAACAAAUUCCCUACAUUUAUAAAAUUGGUGGGUGUGGGCACAAGCAUGGAAGAAAGCAAUCAACAAUCGCCACCUUUCUUUGAUAAUAUUGAUAUCAAUGCAAGCGACCAAGACAAGAGUUUUGAGUCGGCCGUACAACAGUCCGAUUCGAAAUCCUCAACAAUGGAAGAUGUGGCGACCGAAGAGAUGAGUGACCAAUUCAUCGAAAUAACUGUGUCGGAACCUCACAAAGUUGGUGAGGGUAUGGGUUCAUACAUUGCCUAUAAAGUAACUUCACGUUCCAGCAUUCCAGCUUUCAAGAAUAAAGAAUUUAGCGUAUUACGUCGAUUCAGUGACUUUCUAGGCUUGUACGAUUUGCUGGUGGAGAAGUAUUUACGACGAGGCAGGAUAAUACCACCGGCACCGCAAAAAAAUUUGAUUGGUAAACCGAGGUCAGGGCGUUCCUUGCGCACAGAAUCGUCUAACAUUUCAUUUCCAGGCACAACUAAAGUCAAAAUGGGCAGCCAAACGCCAAGUGAAUCGGGUGCUGGUGCCGGAAUGGAAUGGCUGGAAAACCGUCGAGCUGCUCUGGAACGAUUCUUGCGUCGAACCGCUAAGCAUCCGAUACUGUGCAUUGAUCCGGAUUUUAUAAAUUUCCUGCAAAGUGACGAAGAGCUGCCGAAAUCGGUAAAUACGGCAGCGUUGAGCGGUGCAGGCGUAAUGAGAUUGUUUAACAAAGUGGGAGAGACGAUGAACAAAAUUACGUACAAAAUGGAUGAGAACGAUUCGUGGUUCGAGAACAAAAUCAUUGAAAUCGAAAAUCUUGACGCGCACAUCCAGAAAUUACAUUCCGCCAUCAAGGCGUUAGUCAUUUACAGAAAGGAAUUGUCUUCGUUGACGGGAUUAGUUGCUAAAUCGGCAGCGGUGUUGAGCACUUGCGAAGAACAUACAGGACUCUCUCGAGCAUUGUCUCAAUUAGCGGAUGUUGAGGAAAAAACUGAAUUGCUGCGAUCUGAGCAAGCGAAUUCCGAUCUCUAUAUACUGUCCGAAACAUUGAAGGAUUACAUCGGAUUGUUCGGUGCUAUAAAGGAUGUGUUUCGUGAACGGGUCAAGGUUUUCCAAAGUUGGGAAAACGCUCAACUUCAACUAACCAAACGUCGUGAAAACAAAACUCGAAUGGAAUUGGCUGGCCGUAACGACAAAGUGGAUCAAUUCGACAAAGAGGUGGAAGAGUGGGAGGCGAAAGUCCAACGGUGUCAGAAGGAAUUCGAAGAAAUCUCAGCCGAAAUAAAGAAGGAAACCGAACGCUUCGAAAUCGAUCGUGUUCGUGAUUUCAAAGCGACUAUCAUCAAAUAUCUGCAAGAUCAAAUGGCUCACCAGCAACAGGUGGUCAAAUAUUGGGAUGCAUUCGGGAUCAAUGCCAAAGAGAUAAAUUGAGUCCAACCCAUCCGCAUAACUAUUUUUCCGUCUAAAUCGAGGCCGAGACGAGGAUCAAAACGAAAAUAUUUUUUUAUGAAUUCCAUUUGGUGAUGCUCGCGAACGGCGCAUUUAUUGAAUAAAUGUCGGAACACAAACGAUAUUAUGAUGAAAGCGAACAUUUACAUUCAAAUACAAUUAUACCUACGCUAUAUAUGUACACCGAAACUGAUCGGAA
Messenger RNA from Bradysia coprophila, 1716 nucleotides. RefSeq names its product sorting nexin-2-like. Gene Ontology annotation, cellular component: endosome; endosome membrane. NCBI's taxonomy places the organism in Eukaryota, Metazoa, Arthropoda, Insecta, Diptera, Sciaridae. Gene Ontology annotation, biological process: early endosome to Golgi transport. Gene Ontology annotation, molecular function: phosphatidylinositol binding. The record is from RefSeq and is a predicted model, not a curated record.